This is a messenger RNA of Argiope bruennichi, 831 nucleotides long. RefSeq names its product astacin-like metalloprotease toxin 5. Gene Ontology annotation, biological process: proteolysis. The transcript has 6 exons. Bases 1 to 831 code for a protein of 276 amino acids. Lineage: Eukaryota; Metazoa; Arthropoda; Arachnida; Araneae; Araneidae. Gene Ontology annotation, molecular function: zinc ion binding; metalloendopeptidase activity. The record is from RefSeq and is a predicted model, not a curated record.
AUGCCCAGUACCCUGCUCACCCUUCCUCCAACAAACAUGUUGUGGAAACUAAUCCUUUCCUUGGCGGCCAUCUUCUCCCACAAUGGCUACCACAACAGUGAACAGCACGAAGAAUUUGUGCCAACUCCUACUGGACCCCAGACUUUGGAGGAAGAAGCCGUAGCCAGAGCAGCUUUACACGGCGAACACUAUGGCGGAGACAUGAUCUUCCCUGAUGAAUGGAACGAAACUGAUGCUGGUAUAAGAGAUCCCAGAUUCCGUUGGCCAGGAUAUCCAGGACGUGGUGUUGUUCCUUACGUUAUAGAUCCAUCUUUGGGUCGAUUCCGUAACGUGAUUUUACAGGGAAUGGAACAGUACCACAAGCACACCUGCAUUCGAUUUGUACCCAGGACUAAUGAAAGAGACUACAUCAGAAUGUACUUUGGAAACGGAUGCUGGUCCAUGAUUGGCAGAAACGGAGGCCGACAGGACCUCUCUCUGGGUCAAGGCUGCGCUUACGUCGGAUUGGUUAUUCACGAACUUGGUCACGCUAUUGGUCUGUUCCACGAACAUCAGCGAUCUGACAGAGACAAAUACAUCACUGUUUAUCAAAACAAUGUUAUUCCAAAUCAACUCCACAACUUCGUACUCACUGAUCCUAGCCGGGAGCUGAUUUUCACUCCUUACGAUUACAACUCCAUCAUGCAUUACGGUAACUACGCCUUCUCCAGAGUUCCCAACAGGUUGCCCACUAUGGUGGCCAAGAAUGGACAGAGGCUUUAUGAGCCUUACGAGAAACCCGGUUUCGACCAGGCCGACAUCUACAUGAUCAAGAAACUGUACCAGUGCUAA